Lichtheimia ornata is the source of this 1188-nucleotide messenger RNA. RefSeq lists its product as uncharacterized. Gene Ontology annotation, molecular function: electron-transferring-flavoprotein dehydrogenase activity; flavin adenine dinucleotide binding. The transcript is spliced from 4 exons. The coding region runs from base 1 to 1188 and encodes 395 amino acids. The record is from RefSeq and is a predicted model, not a curated record. Lineage: Eukaryota; Fungi; Mucoromycota; Mucoromycetes; Mucorales; Lichtheimiaceae. Gene Ontology annotation, cellular component: cytoplasm.
AUGGUCAAGAACAUUGUCAUUAUCGGCGGCGGUUAUGCUGGCGUGAUGCUUGUUACAAAGCUAGAGCGUUCUAUAUCCAAGCAUCAAGAUUACCGCAUUAUCAUGAUUGAAAAGAAAACCUACUUUUACCAUAUCAUUGCAGCUCCUCGUGCGGCGGUUGAGGAUUGGGAUGUGCUUAUUCCUUAUACCCAUCUUUUCAAAGAAAGCAAGAACCAGGUUGUCCAUGCUACAGCCAUGCAUCUCAACAAGCACUCCGUGAUUUUGGAUACUCCCUUUGAAGGUAGCACCGAACUCCCUUUUGAUUAUUGCAUCCUUGCCACCGGUAUCAAGUAUCCCAUUCCUUCCAAGAUUUACGACAUCGACGUUGCUGACGGUAGCAGUCGUAUGUCACACAUUCGAUCCAUGGUCGCCAAAGCCGAGUCAAUCAUGGUGAUAGGAGGUGGUGCAGCUGGUAUUGAACUUACAGGCGAGAUCCGAGAAAAUUACAAGAACAAGAAAAUUGUCCUCGUGCACAACCAUGAUCAUCUCUUACAAUCAUCCUUUUCCAUCAAAGAUCGCGAGUAUGUCCUCGAAAAGGUGCAAAAGAAUAACAUUCAGGUGAUACUUGGAGAAAAGGUGGUAUUGCCCGAUGGCGUGCCUGAUGUCUUUGUGCCUGAAAACCCCAUCAUGAGCGAAAAGGGCACGAUCUUAUCCACAGUCGAUUUGGUUAUGGUUGCCUUUGGUAAUAAUGCAGACACCGACUGGUUACAACAACACCGCGAUACCAUUUUAUCACCCAAGGGAUACAUUCGUGUGAAGCCAACAUUGCAAGUGGAUGCUGUGGGCUAUGAACACAUCUAUGCUCUCGGUGAUGCAGCUGACCUCGAUGAACUCAAGUUGGCCUUUUCUAUCAAGAGACAAGUGCCUGUGGUGGUAAAUAACUUGGUGCAAGCUAUUCAAGGAGGACAUACAUCUAUGGAUGAAUACAAGCCAAAAUUCCUCAAGAUGGAAAUCACUUUGGGCAAGAGUCAAGGCAUUUUAAUGACACCUCUUGGAACAUUUGGGAAUUGGGCAUCAAAAAAGGGAAGGGACCAAUUGACCAAAAAGUUAUGGAAGAUGAUGAAUGCUGGUCAACCAAGUAAAUAUCCAGCUGACACAAACGCUGUUGUUGAACAUCCACCUACUUCAUUUCAUCAAGCGCAACUAUAA